AUGUUCGCUGGACUCCGCACCGCCGCCCGCCCCAUGGCUGCCUCCGCCCGCCAGGCCCGCAUGUACUCUUCCGCCGCUAAGGCUGCCCCGGCCGCUGGCCCCAACCCCGUCGUCAAGUUCCUCAAGGACAUUCCUGUCGACGUCUACCCCCUUUGUGGCCUUGUCACCAUUGUUGUUUCUGCCUCCUUCUACAUGGUCGGCCACCACCUUAUGGACCCCCACCUCCGCCUGCUUCCUCAGGGUGCGACCCCCAUCCCCAACCUCAACCUCAAGAAGGAGUAA
This is a messenger RNA of Trichosporon asahii var. asahii CBS 2479, 282 nucleotides long. RefSeq lists its product as uncharacterized. The coding region runs from base 1 to 282 and encodes 93 amino acids. The record is from RefSeq and is a predicted model, not a curated record. Lineage: Eukaryota; Fungi; Basidiomycota; Tremellomycetes; Trichosporonales; Trichosporonaceae. The transcript has 2 exons.